Colletotrichum aenigma is the source of this 1845-nucleotide messenger RNA. RefSeq names its product Fatty acid amide hydrolase (gene FAAH-0). The coding region runs from base 1 to 1845 and encodes 614 amino acids. NCBI's taxonomy places the organism in Eukaryota, Fungi, Ascomycota, Sordariomycetes, Glomerellales, Glomerellaceae. The record is from RefSeq and is a predicted model, not a curated record. Gene Ontology annotation, molecular function: catalytic activity. The transcript is spliced from 4 exons.
AUGAGCUCCGAAGUCAGAAAGAAGUUCAUCAAUUACCCUGUGCCUCUAGCCGGGCCACCCAUUCCGUAUAAGAAUGAGCGAGGAAGCAAUCCGCCCUUGAAGGGCUGGCUCUUGGUGCUGGCAGCAUGGGCCAUGGAAUAUCUCUGGUUCAUCCGCGCCUUCAUCUGGAGCAACGCGGGCUUUGGCGGCGUGCGGAAGAUCCGCAAACACAUUGAGGAUGCGGAACCGCGCUACGACCCAACCGUCCUGCCCUUUCCCAUGGACGAGGCGAAAGACCCGGCCGUCCUGCACCGUGAGAGCGCCGUCAAGUCCAAGCCGCGGCCUUUCAAGUACUACUCCGCCGCCGACUAUCACGAGAUGUACCUCUCGGGCGAGGUCACGCCACUCGCCGUCGCCCGCGCCAUCCUGCCCCUGAUCCGCCGUGACACCGCCCCGCCAGGUGAGCACUCGAUCGCGUGGUUCGACACAAAGGUCACCCAGGUCCUGACCGCCGCCGAGGCCUCGACGAGGCGGUACAAGGAGGGAAAGCCGCUGGGCCCUUUGGACGGCGUCCCGACUGCGGUCAAGGAUGAGUACGAGAUGGACGGCUACCGGACUUGCCUCGGUUCCCGCAACGACUACACCACACAGGUCGAGCCCGGCCAGUCGAUCAACAGCUGGUGCGUCAAGAAGCUGGAGUCUGCAGGCGCUGUCAUCCUUGGGAAGCUCUCCAUGCACGAGUUUGGCCUCGACACAACCGGUAACAAUCCAAUCUACGGAACACCCCGCAACCCGUACAACGCAGGCUACUACACCGGCGGUUCCUCAUCCGGCGCCGGCUACGCCGUCGCAACCGGCCUCGUCCCCUUCGCCCUAGGCUCCGACGGCGGCGGCUCCAUCCGCAUCCCUUCGUCCCUCUGCGGCGUGUACGGCCUCAAGCCCACCCACGGCCGCAUUUCCUUCCACCCCUGCCCCAACCACUCAAACUCGUGCGCCGUCAACGGGCCCAUCGCCGCGGACAUCGAGUCCCUGGCCACCUGCUUCGAGACCAUCGGCGCCCCGCACCCGGACUCCAACUUCAUCCAGGCCUCCCCCUUCGUCCUCUCCCCCUCCGAGAAACGCGGCAAGAUCCUCGGCGUCCCCGAGUCCUGGUUCGCCCAGGCCGACCCGGCCAUCCAGCGCAUGUGCCGCUCCAUGAUCGCUCGCCUCGUCUCGCGCCAUGGCUACGCCACCGUCCCCAUCGACAUCCCUUUCCUCGUUGAGGGCCAGUCCGCGCACGCCAUGACCGUUCUCACCGACGGCGCCACCCUCCUCCCGGAAACCAAGAACCUUACCCACGGCAACCGCAUCCUUCUCGCCAUCGGCCGAGUCACCUCCGCUAUGGACUAUCUCCUCGCCCAGAAGCUCCGCGGCCUGCUGAUGCAGCACCUCGCACACCUCUGGCAGACGUACCCGGGCAUGAUCAUCGUCACGCCCACUACCGCCUGCGCCGGCUGGCCCAUCAUGUCCAAGUCAGAGCUCACCCAUGGCCUCUCUGACGGCGACCGCACCAUUCGCAGCAUGGAAUAUGUCUGGAUGGGCAACUUCUGCGGGCUGCCCGGUGUCACGGCACCCGCGGGUUACGUCGUGCCGCACGACCGGCCCGGCGGCGGCAGCGAGGCCGGGCCCGACACGGAGGGCAAGGUCCCCGUCGGGCUGAUGGGCAUGGGCGAGUGGACGGAUGAGCACAGCCUGCUCGAGUUCGGGCUCGACGCCGAGGAGCUGUUUGCUAAGGAGCGGUGCAGGCCGCCUAACUGGGUUGACGUCAUUCAGCGGGCCAAGGACGAGAUGGCCAAGGAUGGGGAGGCUGCGUUGAUAGACAUCUAG